CUUCAGUUCUCAAACGCCACGCGCUUCCAGAUUUCUCCACCAAACAGACUCGCAUUUUUCCUGGAUCGCUCGCCGCCGCCGCAGCAGACGCCGCCGCCGCGAUGGAAAAGGAGAAGAAGCUCUCGUUCUCCUUCUCCUCCUCGAAGCAGCGGCCGCCCAAGCCUCCCGCACGCCCUGCGGCCGCCGCGUACGACGAGGACGCGGACCUCCGUUCCGCGCCAGCGCCGGCCCAGCAGUACGUCACAGAGUUCGAUCCGUCCCAAACCCUAGCUGCCUCCGCCGCGGCGCGCGCCGUCAUCGCGCCGCUCCCCAACUCCGGCAACUUCCUCACCCACCGCCCACGCAAACCGUCCUCGCUCCCCACCCCUGAGGAGGAGGCCGCCCUCGCUGCCGAAUCCGGCGGAGGGGGCCCCGCCUUCGUCCUCGACACAUCGACCGCCCCCGACGACCCGUCAUCGAAAAUCGGCUACGGCCUCACUCGCCGCAACGGCGCCACCGACGCUGCUGCCAAGGAAUCGGAGAAGGUGCCGCCACCCCCACCGCCUCCGGCCACUACUGAUGCUGCCGCCGCCGGCAACCUCAUGCUGCAGCGGUACAAGGAGGACAUGGACGUCCUUCCGGAGCACCGUGGCAUGGACGAGUUCAAUGAAGUACCCGUGGAGGGAUUUGGCGCGGCGCUCCUUGCUGGGUACGGCUGGACGGAAGGUAAGGGCAUUGGUAGGAACAAUAGGACGGGGGAUACCAAAGUUGUUGAAUAUGACCGCCGUGCUGGGACGCAGGGGUUAGGUUACAACCCCUCUGAAGCCGACCCCCGGAAGACUCGUUCGGGCGACUGGAUUGUUGGCGACAAGAAGGCGUCCGAGAAUGGGAGUGCGAAGAGGAGAGAUCGAGAUAGUAGAGAUAUGAUGGAAGAGAGGGAUUCUAGUGCGCGGAAGAAGAGAUCUAGUGAGCAAAGGUCUGAGAAGGAGGGCCGUGUAAAGGAGAGUAAUGGCCGGGGUAGCCGAGAAGACACAAGUAAUACAAGCGAUACUCGUAGCAGUGUACGGUGGUUACAGAGUCAUAUCAGGGUUCGGAUUGUUAGUCAGAAACUUAGCAAGAGGCUGUACUUGAUGAAGGGUAAGGUUGUCGAUGUGGUGGGGCCUACAACGUGUGACAUCAUGAUGGAUGAUGGGUCAGAGUUGGUGCAGGGGGUGGAGCAGGAUAUGCUCGAAACUGUACUUCCACGGACGAACGGGCGGGUGCUUGUGCUUUAUGGGAAGCACAAGGGUUUAUACGGGCACCUGGUAGAGAAGAAUUCCGAAGAAGAGAUCGGAUUGGUGGAGGAUGCAGAUUCAAAGGAUAUUGUACGUGUUAGAUAUGACCAGAUGGCAGAAUACACUGGAGAUCCAGAGUUGCUUGGCUACUGAUUAAUUUCUUUUUGAGGAGGAUAUGCUUACCAGGAGCCUUCUGCUAUGCUAGGACUGAAGCAAUAUUGGGAGCAACUCCGCUGAACAAGCAACCAUUGCAGUGCUUCCAGCGCCACCAUGCCCCAAGUGUGAUCAAAGAAUUCAAACUUUUGCACCUAAUGCUUGCUUCUGGUGACACCAUACUGCGAAGACCUCAUCAUGAGUAUGAAGUGCAAGCUGAUGCUUGUUGACUCAGUGGUCAGUGGCAGUGCAGUAGCUGAAACCAUAGUUCUCCUGCAAAAACACAAGAACAAAGCAAAAGGAUAUGUUGUAUCCCUUCCUUAUCAUAGAAGGGACAGCACAGCAACCAUCAAUGUGCUUGUUAAUUCACAGUCCAAACGAUUAAGAAUGACAGGCCAAAGGAAGAAUUUGCUUAUUUGAACGCCAUGAUGCCCGAGAUUUCCACAGCGUUUCCAGGUGCACAGCGGAUGCUCCCAGUAAAGAAUGGGAGAUGACACUAUGGUAGAUUUGGUAGAGAUCUGACCAGAGGGAUGUCUCGAAAUAUGCUGAUAUGCCUCAUCUGGAUUGAACAUAAAGUCCUGAAGGCAAUCCCAAAUCUGGAGGUACUGGAUAAACCACCCUUGAUGUCCCCAACCAUCUUUGAUCCUACAGAGCUUGAAAAAACUGUUAUUGAGGCUGCUCUCCUGGGCACACAAUCCUAACUCAACCCCUGCUUGUUGCCUCCUUGAACACCUUUUUGUAACUUUGAACACAAUUAGCCCAGCUUUACUCGUCGUGCCAAGCAUCCAAUGCCCACUUUGACUUUUUUUUUGGUAUUCAAUCGAUAGCUUAGUAUUUAUAUAUUUAAACCUCCAUUCUGUAAUGUUUGUCCAUAGCACACCAUGUGCAACCAAGGAAGUUCUGUUUCCAAGAAGAAAAAAUGAAGGUGGGAUGACCAUCUACACCUAAUAAGUAAGGAUUUAAUCAAGGGUGGAGAGUGGAAGCUUAGCAAUAACUUGCACACUUGAUAUCCUCAAUGGACAAAAAUUGUGGAAUGUAUUUUUCUGAUGCCUUGGACAAACAUUGUAGAACUGAUGAAGUAGCUUCUAGUCAUUUUGCCAAGUAAUCUGGGUGAGUUAUUGCAAAAGCUCUCCUUAGUGAGACCAGUCUGCUUAUUCCUGUAACACAUCAUUUGUAGUUCUUGUGCUGCGAGUAGAAUGUAACCAGAUGCAUUAGCCAUUAGCUUCUAUUUCAUUUCUCCAUAACUAAGAAACUUCUUGUGUCUUUGCUAUGUACUUGUAUUGUGAAUUAAUGUUUAGCUAUAUGUUUUACAUUGUAAUGUUAUCAAUA
Messenger RNA from Sorghum bicolor (sorghum), 2735 nucleotides. RefSeq names its product protein MOS2. Gene Ontology annotation, molecular function: nucleic acid binding. NCBI's taxonomy places the organism in Eukaryota, Viridiplantae, Streptophyta, Magnoliopsida, Poales, Poaceae. Gene Ontology annotation, biological process: mRNA splicing, via spliceosome. Bases 102 to 1406 code for a protein of 434 amino acids. The record is from RefSeq and is a predicted model, not a curated record. The transcript has 2 exons. Gene Ontology annotation, cellular component: spliceosomal complex.